CUCAGCAAUUACUUCUGAGCCCUUUUGAUCAUCAGGUUCUACCGGGCUUUUUCUCCAUAUUUAAGCGCACUCGAUAGGAACGGAACCAUGCAGCGCGAUACUGAUUUAACGUUCGGAGAGAUCCAUGGAAGCCACGACAGCUUCGUCCAAAAUAUUGAGCAAAUUAUUGACACUGCGCUAGUAAAAAGCGAAGAAGAGGCUCCGAUCAGACUGCGUUUCCUUACGCGGCCUGAAUCUGCAAGGGUUGGACCUGAGAAUACUGAUCCUGCUUGUUAUCAGCUCACCUCGCCACACGAGCACAAACCUCGUAUGCGAUACAUAUCUGUGUCCUACUGCUGGAACCAUAAUCAAAGCUCUGAGGGGCUCACACUUCCGGACUAUCAUAUACAAGUCGAACCUGGGAGCCAACGACGUCCUAUUUCCUGUCCACCAUUGGUAUUCCAUCGCUCUAUGCGCUUUGCCCGGUGGCAAAGAUGUUCCUAUGUUUGGAUCGACCAGGAGUGCAUCAUGCAAACAGAUCCAACCGAUGUUGAACGGCACUUGAAGGUCAUGCACCGCGUGUAUGGGCAAAGUAGGUGGACAGUGGCAGUUUUGGCGACCCCUAUAUCAGAUGAGUACAACCUGGAAGCGUUACUCAAAGUGACUCGUACCCCGGGGUCACCAAACGGACGAGAUUUCGAGAUUGCGACUGUAGUUGCUUUGAACCUCCUUCACACCAUUUCCAAAGAUCGAUGGUUCAGCCGUACAUGGGCUUUCCAGGAGAAAUACUGCGCCACGUCGUUGCACUUACUGAUUCCAAUCGCUGGGUUCAAAAUAACAAGCUACUUCAAGCAGCAUCUUCUCGGGGAUGAGGUUGAUAGCAGCUGGGACUUUUGCCUGCCUAUAAAGAUCGUGAGGAAGCUUCUUAUGCGCUUGAGAUCAGGACCCUCCGCAGCCAAAAUUGCUGAUCACUGGAAUUCAAAAGACGGCUUAUCGUUUCGAGAUACGAUCGAAAACUUAGGAAUCUGGUACCACAAUGUGGGUCAAUCCAUCGUUGGCGAGGGAAUAUUGGAUUGGUUUGAGAACUCACAUCUCAUUCACGGCGCGUUCGCGAUGCUGGAAAUAUGCGACAAUCUAGUAGUUGCGGACAGGAUAUCCAUAUUCGGCAAUCUCUGUGAGCUCCCGUAUCGAUUGCUGUCGAACCGACUCAACGACCCACAAUAUAGCUACAGUACCUGUCUGCUGGCUCUUCUACUAGCCAACUUCUUUCCUGGUCCGCAACAGCGAGCCGAAGCGAUUAAACGAUAUGCAUGGCAUAUACGAGAUCACACACUAGGGUCUACCCUCGAAACCGAACUGUUCGCCCAAGCCAUUGAUGCGUCUGAUCCGGAGCACAUCAGUGAUGUCAUGCAAUCAGGAAAGACGGUAGGAUGGGGUCGCUUCUGUGCCAUCUUCUUCAUUGGAUCAAUCGUUCUUUUGCAAUUUCUGACCGUGUUCAAUGUGCUACUUAGUUGAGCAAGGCUAGAUAGCUGUAGGCACAUGCUGGGCAGGU
Messenger RNA from Paraphaeosphaeria sporulosa, 1531 nucleotides. RefSeq lists its product as uncharacterized. The transcript has a single exon. The coding region runs from base 88 to 1494 and encodes 468 amino acids. Lineage: Eukaryota; Fungi; Ascomycota; Dothideomycetes; Pleosporales; Didymosphaeriaceae. The record is from RefSeq and is a predicted model, not a curated record.